Messenger RNA from Amoebophrya sp. A120, 3684 nucleotides. The record is from the annotation of a GenBank genome assembly. Lineage: Eukaryota; Dinophyceae; Syndiniales; Amoebophryaceae.
AUAAAAGAUGUAGAUGAAGAUCUCCUUCUAGUUUAUGGUGGAGGAGCAGGUUGUUUUGCUACCGUUGCCCAGAAGCGGAGGCUCAGGCUAUUCGAUUAUUUUAACAGAUGUGAAAUACUCCACUGGAUAGCAUGUUUCUUCUAAAAUGUAAACCGGAUCGAAUCAGCAGUCCUUCUAGUAAAUCUAAGUACCUAAUAAAUUAUCAUUGCACUUUUUCCUUUUUUCGCCAAAAACGAGCUGUCUCAUGCGUCACCAGGAGUCUGCAGCGGGCACCACCGUGGUCCAAUUUUUAUUCUCUUCACUUGUCUCGUGGUCACAUCUAGGCCAAGCGUGUCCUUCCUGUAGAGCACUUGCUCUUGCGCGACUUCAUGAAGAAAAAAUAAAUAUAAGGUCUGGCUCCUGUAGUUACAAUACACAAACACAAGGACCCCUGCAUACUAAAAGAAGACUCUGUUUCUGAAUCCGAUAUUUAGAUAGAAGUUUUAGCAUAGAACAUAGAGCAUUAUGCUGAAGCUCUGUGUAGCGGUUACAACCAGCGUCCUGCCCCUCCAUGCGCUCGGGAUCGGCAGUACGGUAUCGACGAUUGAUGCGGCAAGAGGAACAAGAAAAACAAAAUCUGCUACCAAGAUCCUUGCUGCUCAGCGCGGAAGCACACCACUACCACACCGGGAAACGCAUAACGGUAAUGGAUCGACGCGCUCAAAAAACGCGCUGCCCAUCGGUCAGCAUCCGAGUAUGGUUCCUCAGGGUAGUACACGGAUCAUACCUCCGAACAGGCGAUCUAUUCGAGAGCAAGCACUGCGGUCCUUCGUGGUUGGGGCAGGAACAUCGGAGGACAAUGAAAAGCAACCGGAAAAAGCAGUGCCCGUCGUGCCCAUCGAGCACGAACAGCAACAUGACACGGUAGAACAGAGGCACGGCUUCAGUUCCGCCAGCAGAAAGAUUGAAAAGCGCAUCGCCGCGAAACAGGCGUGGACUGCACCAUUAGAAAACAAUAACAAUGCUUUACUUGGCCUUGACCACGAGUCCCAAAAAGAAUUAGAAAGCCAGAAAAUAAAUGUGACGCCUGGUGUCGGAACCAACGACGAUGUCGAUGUGGUCGCUGCGCGGGCGGCGCAACCGCAACCCAAUACCACCAGAAGUCUUCUCCGUUACGAUGCGCCUGUUUUUGUGCCAGCCAGCGCAUCUUCAGACAGCACAGAUUUAUAUUUUGCCGCCAUUUCCCCUCUUGCCGCGGGGCCAGCUCCCUGCAAUACCGAUUUUGCGACGGAGAGCACUGGCACUGCCUGCGGCAAGAAAUUGCAGGAUGUGAUUGGUAUGUUCCGCACCCCAGAUGCAGCUUCGUCCGUCCUGGAGCACCACGACGUCGAGGUGCACGACCAGAAAAAUGUGCUGAAUACACCAACUGCAAAGAGUAGACCGCCCGCGCAAAAGCUAUGGAAUGAUCACGCAGGACUAUCAUACGCCGAUGUAGUAGCAUCUGGCUGCGCGCGCGCGCAACUGGCGACGUACCAAAACUGUGGCGGUGUAGAAUCAGGUGUGGGAGAUGACCCUCUGGUCUGCAGCACGGAUUCUGCCUCCGUUCCCAAAGAAGACAAGAAGUUCAGUGAGUACCACGUCCAAGUGCCGGACUUUCAUCUCGUCCAGCAGCGCGCAAAGUUGAAUGCCAAAGCAACUCCGUAUGUCCCAGAAUCCGUUUGGAGGCAAAGUGCGGAACUGGGAAAAACCGGAAGACUACCUUACGAACUUUGAAGAACUGCUUUCCCAUGACAAAGCCUCGAUGGCAGAACUAGAAAAAAAUCCUGAUGAACAAACAGAAGUAUCAUGGAAUAUCACGUCGAAGAGAAACAACACCAGUAGCAGCAUCAACUAGGGUUGUCGUUGUUCAUCGCACCUUUGCAUUCACAUGCCCGCCGCCCUAAAAGCUUAAGAGGGCUGCUCUUCGAAACGUCGCUGCUAAUACCUCCGUUUAGUUACUUCCCCUUAGUGAGAAAUCCAGGAGGUGGCUCUCGACGCACCAGCAACAUUUUUGCAGGUCCGAGAUGUAAAGACAAACAUAAUUCUACGUAAUCGCCGCCCUACAUUGAAAUGAUGCUGCCCUCGAGGGAAUGUUAUCUUCAUGAUUUAUGUAUACUUAUUGGGAGAGCUUUUUUUCAUGCAAUGCUUGGCCAGGAUUGUAUUUGGGCGGCGGGGAGACAGCAGAGUUGCCAUUGAUGGAGCAUGAAAGAGAAAAGCAAGUGGCAACACAGAGAAUGAUGUUGCACGGCCUCCAGAAGAAACCUACUGCUCACGUUGUCGCCGCACACGAUGAAGCAGAUGAUCCACUUUUAGGAGUGCCGUGGCCUGAACGCCAGUUUUUUUCCAAGCCCGGGGACGUCGGUCCCGCUACUGGAACGACUCGGGCCGAGCAACAGGUCCUGCAGGAGGACGCACAGCCUCAACUGUCUGGGAAGGUUCGCAGUCUGUCGUCCGCUUCCACUUGUUCUGCGCCGUCACCCAUGCGCCCUGCGAUAUUGUGUUGAAAGCAGUCCUUUGCUCUCCGAACGAAAAAACGACGAGCCUGAACAAAAACGCAAAGAUGAUGAACACCAAGAUUCUUACUGCAGCCGGGAUCGGAAUGCAGCUAGGCAUGCGGCAAGGAGAAAGUCCAUCAGAUCCAGAUUUUGAUUUAAAGUUGAAAUUGAAAAGUAGGAGAUGAAUGAUAAGUAUGGAGCGAAAAUACUUGUUGCAUGACAUUGAUGUGGCAGGUAGCACGGUUGCAGAUUAUCCUGUGAGCAGCAGCACAGCUCAUUUAUAUCGCCGCUUUGACAAUGGCCGGAGGUUGAGGGCUCUUUUCAAAACGAUAAACAACUCGCCCGCUCUUGUCCCGGCAGCCAAGCGGAUCGAGCAGCGCCAGUGAGCACGGCGAUGCAGUGGGUGUCCACCCUGAGUCUCACGGCAUUUCAGCAGAAUCUGCGUCUUCACCGUCAUCCCACUCAUCGCGGCGUGGUAAAGCUACAAAGGUGUUCUUCGGAUCAGUGCAGAACUCAGAUCGUGGCUGUACGAACAGGGUCGAUGAUGAAAAAAACUGCCCUCCGUUUCCUGACAUUUUGAAGGUGCUAGAGAGCGACGACGAUCUGGACUGAUAAAUAGGGACUGAUGACAAUUGUCUGCCCUCGUCCACUUCUUACGCUUUCCGUUGGUCAUAACAAGGUAGCAUCAUACAUGGUUGCAAGUGCAUGAAAGAACAACCCAUGAAUCCGAAGAAGAGGCUUCUACUGCUCGUCGGAAACGGACGAUUUUUCUUUGUGCAUUCUUGUUCUUGGCACUAGCUAGGAGACAGAGAAAUACAAAUAGAUACUUACGAAGUAACGCUGCACACAAAUGCUUCAUGUUUUGUAAACAUGCAUGAAUAUUAUUGAAGAUGGGGAUGAACGAAGAACAACAUGAAGAACAUCGUAAAUCUGCUUGUAAAGAGAAAGAUGAAGUGCGCCUCGUGGUCAUCGCCUCGAAACAAGUUGCGCAAAUUUCCGAGCGCAUUGCGUCCGUCUUGCGCAGGAAAGGUAAACUCUUUUGCUUUACACGUAUGAAGAUGAAAAUGCCUGCAAACUUCUGGAGAUUUCGAUACAAGAUACUGGUAAAGAAAAAUAUCGAAACCGGUCGCACUGAUUUGGAGCGCUUGACAAGCGCCGCUUGUAGUUCAGC